AUGCAACACCGUACUUCGGAGUACCAAAUUGAAGAAGGAAUUGUCGAGGAAGAAGAGGAAGAAGAGGAAGAAGAGAAACACGAAGAAGUUCCUGAAUCCGCUACAUGGGCAACCCUUGUUGCCGAUGACGGUUACGAAAUUUCCCAACCCUACCCAUACCAAAUCCGCAACAAGGAGACAGGCAAGGUUCUUACCCCAGUCCUCAACAACUUGGGACACUUGAACCUUAACCUUCGGAAUCGCGGUUCAAUCUCCAUGGGCAAGCUUGUCGCAAUUCAAUGGGUUCCAAAUCCAGGCAAGAAGACGAAGGUCAGACACAUUGACGGUGACAAGCUCAACAACCGUAAGGAGAACCUCGAGUGGUUCUAA
This is a messenger RNA of Trichomonas vaginalis G3, 369 nucleotides long. Its product is annotated as HNH endonuclease family. NCBI's taxonomy places the organism in Eukaryota, Parabasalia, Trichomonadida, Trichomonadidae. The record is from RefSeq and is a predicted model, not a curated record. Bases 1 to 369 code for a protein of 122 amino acids. The transcript has a single exon.